Molecule: messenger RNA, 3317 nt
Organism: Vitis vinifera (wine grape)
Lineage: Eukaryota; Viridiplantae; Streptophyta; Magnoliopsida; Vitales; Vitaceae
Exons: 7
Coding region: 241-1119 (292 amino acids)
Source: RefSeq, a predicted model, not a curated record
UAGGGAAAGCUACAAAAAUGUGAAACCACUCAAAACGACGCCGUUCGAGGAAGCCAUGUCCUUGAAUUUGAAUUCAAGAAGGACUUCGGGCGCGGACAGUCCCUUGAGCGAGACGGUGUAUCUGGAUGCUGCAGUACAUCUGCAAUGGAACCCCAUGUCACUUCUCUGUAGCUAACCCUCUCCUUAAAACCCUAGUUCCCAGCUCCUCAAUACUCCAAUUCAGACUCCGCCCGGAAAAAAAUGGCGUCGCCGAUCCCCUACCCCGUCGACGACAAAGAUCUUGAUGACGCCGCAUUGUGGGCUGUAAUCGACUCCGCUGCAGCCUCGCACUCCACUUCCAAAUCUCGAAAAACACUGACAAUCAAAUGCGCCAAUCACCAAACUCCAAAUCCAUCACCACCGCCAAGAUUCUCCAAAAACCCUAGAAACCAUCACUCCGGAGAAAAAGAUAUUAGGUUUUCGCCCCAGGGCGAGGUCUUACAUGAACCGUGGAUUCACCACCGCCCUCAGAAAAUUGCGAGGACUUGCAUUUCGGAAUUGAGCGAGACUAGUCCUCUGUCUGUGGUCAAGCACGUGCAGCGCACGCCGAAGACGCCCGCGUAUUCGUCGUCGUCGUCCCCGGAGACCGGAAUGUUUUCUGUGACGGAGUUCAGUCUUGGUUCGGAGAUGAAUCGUUGGCAGGUCGAGGAUAAGGAGAAUGUGGGACAUAGCUUGCUUGGCAAGUUUCCUACUGUGUCAUUGUUCAAAGAAUACCAGAAUGCAGCUAUGGCGAUUCUGGAGAAAACUGAUUACACUAUGAUUUCUGGAAACCCUUUUAUUAAAAAAUCAGGUUGGAGGAAGAUGUCAUGUUACUUUAAUCUCUCUUAUGAAAUCAAGGAUAAGACCAUUGAAUUUGAUGAAAAUCGUAAUGUUCAGCGUGCUGAAUUUGUUGUUCGGGCAUACAUGCAGGGUGGGAGAUUCUCAGAUGGAUGGGGCUCAUGUGAACGGCGUGAGAAGAGGUUUUUAAAGCCAAAUCAUGAUAUUCCUAGCACAGCAGAAACCCGAGCCAAAAAUAAAGCAUGCCAGGACCUGCUAGGAAUAGGAGAGUAUCGACCUGGAGGGAACCAUGGCCAAAGAUAAAGAAAUUAUCACAAUUGUAGGAUACUGAGAAAUGAGGAAUGAAAAAUGAAGAGAAGGAAAUUCUCUUGAGACCCCACAGUAACCCUGUACUAUUUGAAAGCACUCUGUAACUUGUACCAUUUGAUUCAAUUUGACUUUGAAAAUAGAAAGAGAGAAAUCCAUUCCAGGAACAAAGACCAGAAUAAGUGAUACAGCGCAGCUCCUCCUGGUUUUACCUAUUGUCUCAAGGAGGCCUUUUGUGCAGCCACACCUUAAAGCUGUGAUUGCUUAUCAACCAUAGAUUUUUUUCAAGGCCCCAAAUGUGGCACAUUUUCUUUGAGGAGAGAUUAAAAUGUAUGAGGAGGGUGUGUGUGUGUCAUUGGUAAUAUUGUAUGAUCAAUGUAGAACAUCGAUCCAAUGGUGGAUGUGGGAAAAGACACCAAAUGUUUGGUGCUGCUGUGCAUCACUCGAUCAUUAGCUUGUCCAUGACUGGAUUACAAGAACAACUUGUGGACCAAAAAGAAAAAGGUCGAGCUCAGUGACAGCAGACAGGACGAAAGAGUUGAUGUACACCAAAAGCACAAUCCUGCCCUUUUCAACAUUUCAGUCCUUUAAUGGGAAUCUCCUAUGUCCAAAGAAAAAUAGCAUCUGAGGAUGAUUUGCUUCUGAAUGUAUUUUCUUAAAAGCUUUUCAAUCCUAAUCUUUGCAUGAAAUUCAUGGCAACACUGCAGGAUUGAGAGAUACAGGAAUAAAAGUAAUUUAUUAUUAUGUAAAUUAAAAUUCUCUCAUAUUAUGAUUUUUAAUAUCUCUUCUACAUAUGAAUCCAAAAAUUGGGUGAUUCGACCUGUAACGUUAAAUUCCAGAAAUGCCCCUCAUCGCAGUAGUGAGUGGGGAGGUGCAGUGCGUGGGUGGCAGAGUGAGUUUCCUUUUUCACAGUGGCAGCCUGGUAAGAGGCUACUCAGGCUAGAGAGUCGUGUACAAAAUUAUUGAUUCAGCCACUCUCUCUCAACUUCCACCAUCAAAUACUGCCUCCAAGGCGGUGUUCAGAGGAAUGGUAAGACGUCAUUCACUCUCUCUCAGCCCCUCUUCUCUAUCACUCAUUCUUCUCACACACCACUCCACCUCCUAUGUUGCUUUAGGAUUUCUCUAUUCUUAUUCACCCUUUCCUGUCAACACUUAUACAUCAUUACUGUCUCCUUGGCAUUUUUUUUUCCUGCUUUUGUUUUAUUUGUAGCAUUACUAUAGUCAAUAGUGGCGGAAAUGACAGUCCUUUUCUUUCUCUGAGGUCACCUCACCGGGCUUCUGUUAGUAUUUUACAUUAUCAUCAAUCAGUCCCAUUUCUUCCCGGUACCUGCUGAAAUAGGGGAUAUGGCUCAACAGGUACCCAUUUGUCCUGUCUCUCCCUCUCUCUCUCUAAUGGUGUUUUGGUGUUAUCAUAGGAGGAUGGAUGGCCGCUUGGAUUGCAGCCAGUAAAUUUGAGAGUUGGCUUGGUGAGAAAUCGUAAUCUUUCUGGAUCAGUCUCCUUCAGCACUCUGCUCACUGCUUCUCCCACCAACACUGACUCUUCUUCAGAUCUUGACACAGAGUCCACUGGUUCAUUCUUCCAUGACAAGAGCAUCACUCUCGGGAGCCUCAUAGGUCUGUCGAGCAUUCUAGACCUCUCAAGAAGAUCAACAAGGGGAAGAAUGUCAGAAACCCUCAAAGACAAAAAGAACUACAAGUCCAAAACUUGGUUAUUUUCUCUGUGCUCAAGGCUAAACACCGACGCAGUUUGCAUGAAAGAUACACCAUCCCUCGGUCAUUUUCUUGAGGCAGAGAGGAGAGCUGCCACGGGCUACAGGAGAAAUCAGAGCCCAACAAUUCCAGGGCCUGAUGAUUUCUCAAAUGCACUGCCUGUUCCUGAUACAAACUCUCUGUUCAUUGGUGACCAAGUUGCUCCUCGGUCUAGUACCCCCCUGGGUUCGGAGGAUGGAGGACAAUCCAACAGAGACUUGUUGGAGCAUGAUAAUGGGUAUGGAGUAUUGUUUCCAUGUCUGUGCGGACAACUACUUAAAUGAUUAGCUUGGCUGAACUAUUUUUUAUGUUUCUUUUCUUCUUGGGGUUUGGAUCUCAUGUUCAUGAUCAUGAAUUCAAUUUCAAAUUGCAUUAUUUCAAGAGAUGGCUCUCUCCUCCUUGAAUAGUAAAUUCCCAACUCACCUGAGGAGGGUCUUUUUUAUUGA